CGAAAUGCCCAGGAGGAUAUUGCUGUAAUUAGGGUUUAUCAACAGCGGGAGGUUUUGCAGCUUCGUCUUCGCAGCAAGAAAUAUGGCGUCGCCUCUGUCCUCAAUUCUGCGGGGUCGAUUCUCCUUCAUCGCUGUUUCAUCUGUUGGCAAGGUACGCCGUUCACUACUCGUCAUUUCAGUUCCCAAAUCGCAUGCUGGAAACCUCUCUGUGUUCCCGACAAGGGCACUCUCGACCUCCGCAAUACCCGAUGAUGUCCAGAGGUCAAAUCAACAACCUUCGAAUCGUUCGUACAAUUUCAACCAGAGCCAUGAGGAUCAGUGGAGUCCGCAGAACAAUGAUUUCGGAAACCACCCCAGUAAUCGCAGAAAUGGAGGACCAAACCCUAGCUCGAAUGUUCCCAAUCAGGGGUUUCGGCAGAACCAGAAUUACGCCCCGCCGAGUGGAAACACGAACAAUUGGGGCACCAAUCCAAAUCAAGUGUACGGUCAAAACCCUACUCCAAAUUUGAACAGAAAUUUUCCAUCCCCAGGAGGAUUUCAGAACCAGACCUAUCAGCAGAGCCGGAAUUUCCCCGACGGGGGUGUGAAUCAGUGGAAUAAUCAAGGGCAAAAUCGAGGGCCGCCCCCUUUCGUAAAUAAUCAGGCUCAGAAUCGAGGGUCUGUUAUGAGCGACGCUGGGCAGCCUCCUUUUUCAAACAAUCAGGCUCAAAAUCGAGGGCCUGUUAGGGGUGAUGCUGGAGCACCUGAGAUUGUUGAUUUACUGAGUUUGUGCCGGGAGGGUAAGGUUAAGGAAGUUAUUGAACACUUGGACAAGGGUGCUCGUGCGGAUGCUGAGUGUUUCAGCUUGCUUUUUCACUUGUGUGGGAAAUCCAAGAAAUUUGAGGAUGCUAAAAAAGUGCACGACUACUUCUUGAGGUCGAGUUUCAGGAGUGAUCUUGAGUUAACCAAUAAGGUGCUUGACAUGUACUCAAAGUGUGGAAGUAUGACAGAUGCACGGCGAGUGUUUGAUCACAUGGCUGAUAGGAAUAUGGAUUCUUGGCACUUGAUGAUAAAUGGAUAUGCAGCCAAUGGGCUGGGUGACGAUGGGUUGGCAUUGUUUGAGCAGAUGAGGAAGUUUGGGAUAACCCCGAAUGGGCAAACUUUUCUAGCUGUUUUUGAUGCUUGUGCUAGUGCUGAUGCAAUUGAAGAGGCGUUUAUACAUUUUGAAUCGAUGAAAGUUGAUUUUGGGAUAUCUCCCGGGAUUGAACAUUAUUUGGGACUCUUAGGUGUCUUUGGGAAGCUGGGACAUCUUACUGAGGCUGAGGCAUAUAUCAAAGAUCUUCCAUUUGAACCAACGGCAGAUGUUUGGGAAGCCUUGAUGAACUAUGCUCGUAUACAUGGAGAUAUUGAUCUUGAAGAUCAUGCUGAAGAACUGAUGGUCAGUCUUGAUCCUUCAAAGGCAAUUGUAAAUAAGAUUCCAACUCCUCCACCAAAGAAGCAGUCUGCGAUCAACAUGCUUGUAGGGAGAAACAGGAUACUGGAGUUCCGUAACCUUACGCUCUACAAGGACGACGAAAAGUUAAGGGCUGCCAAGAAAGAGCAAGCUUAUGUGCCUGACACAAGAUACGUUCUUCACGAUAUUGAUCAAGAGGCAAAGGAGCAGGCGUUGCUAUACCAUAGUGAGCGCCUUGCCAUUGCUUAUGGUCUCAUUAGUACUCCGGCAAGGACACCCCUGCGUAUCAUCAAGAAUCUACGUGUUUGUGGGGAUUGUCACAAUGCAAUCAAGAUCAUGUCCAGAAUUGUUGGGAGAGAAUUAAUUGUCAGAGAUAACAAACGUUUUCAUCAUUUCAAGGAUGGCAAAUGCUCCUGUAAUGACUACUGGUAAGUUCCUUAUGCUCAGCCUGUGGCAUAUGGUGUUACGGCAUCUCUUAGAUGAAUGGGAACAUGUUUCUUUGUUGAUUGGAUGUUCUUUAGAUAGCCACAAAUUCUAAUAUAGAUCUCAUUCAAUCAUUUUGGAGAUAGUAACGUUUUUGUGGACCUUGAAAUCCAUGAAGUUUUAUCUCUUAAUGUGUAAGGUGUGAUCACUGUAGGUUUGUUCUAAGUAUAUGAUAUUUGCUGUUGAACAAUG
Messenger RNA from Andrographis paniculata, 2107 nucleotides. RefSeq names its product pentatricopeptide repeat-containing protein At2g15690, mitochondrial. NCBI's taxonomy places the organism in Eukaryota, Viridiplantae, Streptophyta, Magnoliopsida, Lamiales, Acanthaceae. The record is from RefSeq and is a predicted model, not a curated record. The transcript is spliced from 2 exons. Gene Ontology annotation, biological process: RNA modification. Gene Ontology annotation, molecular function: zinc ion binding; RNA binding; protein binding. The coding region runs from base 83 to 1864 and encodes 593 amino acids.